AGAGCACAUUGAUCAUUGCGAAUCGUUCUCUCUGUUUUUCCUUUCUUCUAUAUUGCACAUUCACCAAUUGAUAAUUUUUUUUAAUCAAACAAAACAAUGCCCGCUGAUCACACGUCACCAGUUUCCGGUCAAACGGUGUGUGUCACCGGCGCCGGCGGGUUCAUAGCCUCUUGGCUUGUCAAACUUCUCCUUGAGAAAGGCUACACUGUGAGAGGAACCGUGCGAAACCCAGAUGAUCCCAAGAAUGUUCAUUUAAAAGAGUUGGAAGGAGCGAGGGAAAGGCUAACUCUGCAUAAAGUUGAUCUCUUUGAUAUUCAAUCUAUCAAAGCUGCUGUCAAUGGUUGCCACGGGGUUUUCCACACUGCUUCUCCGGUCACUGACAACCCUGAAGAGAUGGUGGAGCCAGCAGUGAAUGGAACAAAAAAUGUGAUCGUAGCAGCUGCAGAAGCAAAGGUGAGACGCGUGGUCUUCACUUCAUCAAUUGGCACAGUGUAUAUGGACCCCAACACGAGUAGAGAUGCGGUGGUUGAUGAGUCAUUCUGGAGUGAUUUGGAGUACUGCAAGAACACCAAGAAUUGGUAUUGCUAUGGGAAGACAGUGGCUGAACAAGCAGCAUGGGAUAUAGCAAAAGAGAAAGGGAUGGACUUGGUUGUGGUGAACCCAGUUUUGGUUCUUGGACCAUUAUUGCAAUCCACCAUUAAUGCUAGUACGAUUCACAUUCUCAAGUACCUUACUGGCUCAGCUAAGACUUAUGUAAACGCCACUCAGGCAUAUGUCCAUGUCAGGGAUGUGGCAUUAGCCCACAUUCUUGUUUUUGAGACACCUUCUGCUUCCGGUCGAUACAUAUGUGCAGAAACUUCGUUGCAUCGUGGUGAGCUAGUUGAAAUUCUAGCCAAGUUUUUCCCCGAAUACCCAAUUCCUACCAAGUGUUCAGAUGAAAAGAAUCCGAGAGUAAAACCUUACAUAUUUUCAAAUCAAAAGCUGAAAAAUUUGGGAUUGGAAUUCACCCCAGUGAAGCAAUGUCUAUAUGACACUGUUAAAAACCUUCAAGAGACUGGCCACCUUCCUUUGCCUCCAAAGCCAGAACACUCCUAUUGAACUUAAAUCCUAAUUAACUAGCUAGAUUGCCAUUGAUCAAGAACUUUAGU
Molecule: messenger RNA, 1148 nt
Organism: Abrus precatorius (Indian licorice)
Lineage: Eukaryota; Viridiplantae; Streptophyta; Magnoliopsida; Fabales; Fabaceae
Product: cinnamoyl-CoA reductase 1-like
Exons: 5
Coding region: 97-1098 (333 amino acids)
Molecular function (GO): oxidoreductase activity, acting on the CH-OH group of donors, NAD or NADP as acceptor
Source: RefSeq, a predicted model, not a curated record